UUCGUAGCCGCGCUCGCCCCCCGCCCCGGCUCCCCCAACCCUCCCCAUGUGCGAUGGAAAAUCGGGGGCUUCUCGGCGCCCUCUGCUCCCUCGUCCUCCACGCCCCCCUCCUCUUCAUCGCCAACGCGACCUUCACGGAAGUCCCCAAAGAUGUGACGGUGAGGGAGGGAGAUGAUAUUGAGAUGCCCUGCGCUUUCCGGGCCAACGGAGCCACCUCUUACUCGCUGGAGAUCCAGUGGUGGUAUCUCAAAGAGCCGGCCAAGGAGCUCGCUCACGAAGUAGCCGUCAGCGGGCCCGGAAGCAGGAGCAAGGGAACAAAUAAGGAUGCGACCAAAAUCAGCACGGUGCGGGUCCAGGGCCACGACAUCUCGCACCGGCUGCGGCUGUCGGGCGUGCGGCGGCAGGACGAGGGCGUGUACGAGUGCCGGCUGGGGGGCUCCGGAGAUCCGCCGGCGCGGGAGCAGCGGGCCCGGGCCAGGCUGAGGGUCCUGGGGCCCCGGGAGCCGCCCCGCAUGCAGGCCGCCCAGCCCGUCUCCCACAUCCACAGCGGCGGGCCCCGGAGGCACGGGGGGCCCGCACCGGGCCCCGACCCCGCCGCCAGGACCAGGACGCCCCCGACCCCCGACGGGCCCCCCGACGGGCCCCCCGACGGGCCACCCGACGGGCCCCCCGGGACCCCCCGAGGACCCGCCGAGGGAGCAGCACCGGGAGCACCGGGAGGAGGAGGAGGAGGAGGAGCCCCCAGCACGGCCGCCACCGCCGCCUCGUCGGCCAUCCUCCGCCACAGACACCCAUCCGGUACAGGACCUAUUUAUGCUACAGACCCACUCCUAUAUCUGUUCCUGUUAACACUGCAUAAGCUUAUACACUUAUUAGUAAAUCACUGAUGGACCACUUUAUCUGAUACUCUUCAGCCAAACACAAAAGGAAUCAAUUAAAAAUCCUCGGAAAGAACUGCAGUUUCAAAGAUGGACAGAGAGAGACUGAAAAGAAGCAUGAAAAAUUCUACAUGGAAAAAAAAAUCAUAUUUUUGGGGAAGUUACACCGAGUAGAACACCUAAAAUAAUGCAUCUAGUUUCCAAAUAAGAUGAUGUUUAAAGCCCUGCUGUGUGCAUGGGGUCAAUGAUUUCUCUACUUCACUGUAAUUUUCUUUCCUAAACUUUCCCUCUGAUUCUUCAUUUUGCACGAACUGUUGAGCAGUUAUCUUUACAACAAUAUGUAAAAAUGUUGGGUCAAAGCCCCUCUAAAAAAGGGGGAUAUUUUUAGUAGAUUAUUGUGUUUUAGGGUUUGGAAUUUCCUUUUUUUGUUUUGUUUUUUGGGGGUUUUUUUGAUUCAGUAAAUUAUUUCCUUUUGAGACAUUUUGAUUAAAAAGGCACAUCUUACCAUAAUUAAUAUUCACUGUCAAUAAUAUUUAUUUUUAAAUAAAGAUUGGAAACAAGGUAAGACAUUUGUUUAUAAA
This is a messenger RNA of Tachyglossus aculeatus (Australian echidna), 1459 nucleotides long. It is a transcript of the gene VSTM2B, whose product is annotated as V-set and transmembrane domain containing 2B. The record is from RefSeq and is a predicted model, not a curated record. NCBI's taxonomy places the organism in Eukaryota, Metazoa, Chordata, Mammalia, Monotremata, Tachyglossidae. The transcript is spliced from 5 exons. The coding region runs from base 54 to 887 and encodes 277 amino acids.